GCAAUACCGCUUAAUUUUAUUUAGCUGUCGCUUUUCUAUAGAUGAAAUACUUUUACACUUGAAAGGCGACAGUGACAGCGCAAGUGAGACAAAAGCGAAUGUCAACAAAACAAAGCGCGAGUCAUCUCCCGGUGACAGCAACCGGUGACAGCCCGACCACCCCGAGCCCUCGCGCGCGGACGCAUGGUUGUAUACCAAAGCAAUACAAAUCAUAAUAAACUCGAGGUUACUGCGGAUAUUAAUUGUCUGUGUCUCCACAGCCUCAAAAUUAAAUUAGCCGGCACGAACAAAGCUAUAGCUCCUCAAGAAACUGGUGGCCAUUCUUGACUCUUAGGUGGAAUUUAUUUGAAAUUGAAAUGGCGGUGUCCGUGAGCGAUCUCGCUGCCCUACUACAAAACAUUUCCAUUUCUUCUGAACCGAAGUCCGGUCUAGAUGAGCUGAAAAAUGUUCUUUCAACCCUUCGCAUUGAUCACAUUCAGAAUGCAGGAGGUGAACUUGACCUGAGGAUACUUUUUGACUGCCUUAACAGCUCGAGCAAGGAGCAAGUGGAGACAUCUUCAGAUGUUCUGGGAAGACUUUUGGCUGCACUUCCAGCAACAGUCAACAUCCAGAGAUACCCAACUGAGCUGGACCGGGCUCUGAAUCAUCCAACUGAGGCCGUAAAGUUGCUGGUGCUCAAACAGGCAGAAAGAUGCAUCACAGAUGAAAAUGCUCUGAAGAUUCUGAAGCAGCACUCAGGCUUUUUAAAGAACAUCAUUAGUUGCAUUGGGUGCGCCGAGGCGGCGCCGGCGGCGGCGGCCGUGCGCGUGGUGACGUCACUCGCCCGUCACGGCCACCAGGAGGCGCUGCUGGUGCUGAGUCCGCCGCUGCUGGACCAGCUGCGACAGACGAUGGCCACCAGUGACGUGGUCCGCUAUCGAGGAUAUGAGGUGGCGGUGAGCGUGGCCUGCUCGUCGCGAGAAGGGAUGAAGCUGGUGACGGACGUGGGUCUCCUGCCGGCGCUGGUCCAGGAGGCGUUCGGUCAGGACAUCCUGGUGCAGCUGAACGCUCUGGAGCUGCUCACCACCCUCAGUCAGAGUGACCACGGGUUCGACCACCUCGAGUCGGAGGGCGUCACCCAGCGGCUGGAGAAGCUGGUCACGGCGCCGGACGAGCACCCACUUCACGACUACAUCCUACCAGGUGUGAUGAAGUUUUUCGGCCAGGUGGGCCACGACCGGCCGGAGCACGUGCUGAGUCGAUACCCGGGCUUCGCGCGCGCCGCGCUGGCCAUGGUCGGCCACCAGGAGCUGAGCCGGCGCCUGGCCGCGCUCGACACCGUCGCCUGCCUGGGCAUGACGGCCGCUGGAAAACGGGCACUCAGCACACUGGAGCCGGCGAUAACUGACUGUGUGACGGAGAUCGGGAGGCUGGCGCAGAACGCCCCCACCGAGCUGCGGGUGCGGGCGCUGGACACCCUCACACAGCUACUGCAGAUUAAGGCUGCUGACCUGACGGACGACCUGCUGACACUGACCCGGACCUGGUUCGCGGCCGUGGCCCCGCAGCCUCUGGACAUGAUCUGGUCGGUGGCGCGCCAGCCGUUCCUCGACCUGCGGCUGGGCGCACUGCGGCUGCUGGCCGUCGUGGCCGCGCUCGACUGGGGCCAGCAGAUGAUGGUGCAGCGCGCAGGGUUCGUCGAGUACCUGCUGGACCGCUCCACCGAGUCGAGUAAGGAGGGCCGCGACGCCAAGUACGCGCUGGUGACGGCUCUGGUCACCUCGCGCGGCGCCGCGCAGCUCCCGGCCGACCUGCUGUCCCAGCUCACCACCUACCACGAGCAGGGCGCCUUCUACGUGAGAGCUCAGACAGAGGUGGCCCUGGAGGAGUCCAGCUGAGAACGCCGUCCGAAGUGCCAUCUGAUCCCCCUCUCCAGUCACCUGCGGUCCUAUGGGGAGAGACGGUGUUCGUCGUCUCCCUCAGACCGUCGGUAUGUUCCAGCGUUGGUGUAUUUCAGCGCUGGUGUGCCGCCGCCCGUCCCGCUGCCAGCACUGCCCCCGGCUGUCGGUGUGUGUGCGCCCCAGUCUGCGGCGCCGGGCUGAAGCGCUGUUGUGAUACUUUGCGGGCGCCGCCGAGCGGUGAGCGGCCGCCGGCGCCGUCCGCUGAGCCGAGUCUGUAAUACAAGUGAGUCUUCUGA
This is a messenger RNA of Amphibalanus amphitrite, 2176 nucleotides long. RefSeq names its product 26S proteasome non-ATPase regulatory subunit 5-like. The transcript has 10 exons. The coding region runs from base 357 to 1877 and encodes 506 amino acids. The record is from RefSeq and is a predicted model, not a curated record. Gene Ontology annotation, biological process: proteasome assembly. NCBI's taxonomy places the organism in Eukaryota, Metazoa, Arthropoda, Thecostraca, Balanomorpha, Balanidae. Gene Ontology annotation, cellular component: cytosol.